CAGGAGUUCAAAGUUCUGAUCCUUUCCUUCGCUGUCUUUGUUGUCGUCGCUUCAGGAGCGACAGUUUAUAAAAGCGGAGAAGAUGAGAAAAAGGUAAGGAGACAAACCGAUACAUUUUGAUGUACUUAUUGCUUUUCGAAUUUCAUUCCCGUGAUGGUGUAUCGGCGUUCAAAACCAAUGAUAUUCUACAGCAGGCUAAGUUUUCUGCAUUAGUCACUUGAAAAGCAAGGGAGUUACUUGUGCUAAUUUUAAAAUGUUGUUAAGAGAAAUCCAGCAUCUCAAUUUUCCAUCUAUAUCGACGCUCCUCCACGCAUUAUUAACCGGUGGGUGACAAAAAUCUUAAGCUUCGGAAGGCUAUUUCGGAAAUAAUAGCCGUUUAAUAAUCCUAUGAUAGCCUCUGUGAUUCUAAACAAGGCGCCGGAUUUCUAACGAGUUCGAGUUCUUCAUCAGUGAAGAUACAUUUCAAAGUUAACUGUGAUGUUCAAGUCUGCAAUUAUUUGAAGAAAUUCUUUAUGUAAAAAUUCUUGCAAGGCCUCGUAGCGUUCCAAAUAGGUGGAAUGGUUAACACUCAGUGAUUAUGUUUGCUUACUUUUUUUUACCUUGAACGAUAAGGUUUCGGAGUACAAAGUUAAAGUCAAGGAUGGAGACAAAGAUCUAGACGAAACUAUAAAAAUUGACACCAAAAAGGAAACAGAAACCUUUCACAUCGCAAGUAAUGGCGACACCAGCCCCGAUGCCCCUGGAGAGGUCGAUGUUGUUUACGAUUUCAAACAGGUGAGUUUGUAGGUCAGAAUUGAAAUAUGGCAUAUUCCCUUCCUUUUGCUUCUUUUACAUUCUCUCUUUCCUUUACUUUCGUCCUUCCUACCUUCCUUCUUUUCUUUAUUCUUUAUUCUGCGUCGUCUUUUCAGAAUGGCCUACUUUUACUGCUCUCUUUCUCUCUGAUUUCGCGCAUUUAAGCCUUGUUUAUUGACAAUGCACCCCUUGCGCGUGUAAUAAUAUUUUUUAAAUGGUUGCUGCCAAGUAAAUAUGUGACUGUUUUCCUUUUGUCUUUUGGUGUAGAACAUGGCAAUGCACCGAAUGUCCAAUCAGAAAGCUUGUUUUCUGAGCGACUCUACUGACAAUCUACCAAAACCAGCUGACCUUAAGAAAUUACUUGAAACG
Molecule: messenger RNA, 1161 nt
Organism: Porites evermanni
Lineage: Eukaryota; Metazoa; Cnidaria; Anthozoa; Scleractinia; Poritidae
Source: the annotation of a GenBank genome assembly